AUGGCACCUUCAAAUCCUCACAAUCAAGCCUCUUCAGCGGCUUCUUUCAACUCAAAUGCCUCAUCUUCUCUCUUCUCGUCAAAUACCUCUCGUUCAACUGUCCCGUCAUCUCUCCCAAGUUCUUCUUCUUCUCAAUCAAAACCCCUACAAACAACUGUAGAGCCUCCCCCUCGAGGCGGCAACAUUAUGCGAAUUGCAGAAGAGAACCAAUAUGACGCAGCUCCGACUAAUAGCCAAAAUUUACUUGGCCCUUCAAGUAGUAGUAGUAAUAUUAAUGUGGAUAGUAUUAGUAGUACUAGUAGUACUAGUACUACUAGUAGUACUAAUCCUACUACUAAUACUAAACUACCAUCUCAAAAUACAACCCACCAUUUUUUAAAUACUCCAUCCCCAACAUCAUCAGCAUUCUCUUCUUCGGUUCCAGGUCUUUUCCCCGAGUUCCAAGCAUCUUCUUCCCUCCAUUCCACAAGUUCAGAUAACUCUACUUUUCCAUCUUUUCCUAAUCAAGCACAAGCACAAGCACAACCAGAACAACUUCAACAGCCUUUACAACAGCCUUUACAACAGCCUUUACAACAACCUCUGCAACAACCUCUGCAACAACCUCUGCAACAACCUCCGCAACAGCCUCCACUACAGCCUCCACAACAACCUCUAAACCAAGGGCAAAUUUCUCCUGCUCUCCCAUUAGUCAAUCUGCUAGAGCGUCUUGCUGAAAACCUGACUUUUCAUAAAUAUCAACUCUAUUCUGCCCAAGGUGCAAACGUCUUCGUCUAUGUGCAAACAAUUCACACACUCAUGGGUGCUGUUCUUUCCGCUCCAGCACUUGAAACAGUCCAUCCUGGCUCUGUUUCUAUGUUUAAUCCCCCAGCUAUCUCCGUCAUCUUUUCUUCAAUUCUCCAUUUUGUCGACUUUUACCUUGGCGCUCAUGUUUUUCAAAUCCGCCGUAUUGAGCUUCUUUCUCAACUCUACUCACUCGGCGUUAAACUCCACCUAGUAGACCCUUCAGAUUCCAACUUACAGCAACAACAUCCACAAUACAAACUUUACGGUUCACCUAAACCUUCCCCCCAACUACGUAUUUUUGCAAUAGGUCAGCUCAUAAACGACCCUCAUGCAAAAAAUUAUGUGGCUCUCAUGGAAAGAACAUUAGAACUCUUGACAACAUACCCUUCCACAGACAUGCUAGAUCAAGAAGGUGCUUUUAUUGCUCCUGUUCUUAGAGGCUUUUCUCCAACCUUUUCUUGCCCAGUUUAUUACUUUGGAUUCCCAAAGUUUCCCCCCGAUAUCAUUAACGCUCUCCUUGAAUUAAGUUUGGGGUCGCGCGAAGUGGGAAUUUUCCACAAAAUUAACCGCAUCUGUUCGGCAGUAAGCAGCACGGCUGAGCCAGGUGCUGCUUCUGUUGCCGUAAAUCCUCCCAUGCAAUUUAACCAUCAUCCAACAAACGACUUUAAUGGAUUUAUUGCACCUUUCCGAGUUCCAAGCGACCCAAAGGCCCCUCCAAUCUCGCUUUCUCUUUCAAAUAUUUCCCAAUCAAAUGUCUCGGGUACUCUUGGAGGUUAUAUUUUCCCCAUUGUCGACGCAUCCACCGAUAAACGUCUUGCAGCUUAUGCCAAAUCAACGUACGCUAUGACCUGUGGUCAUGUGUGUCUCAAGAAGAAUACCGAUCCCAAUGCUCCGAAACCCAAGGUUGUAGUCCCUUCAGUUUUCAUGGUCAACUAUUUUCAAGCUGGAUUAUUAGACCAACGAUCCUCACUUCCUCAAGGGUCUAUUGAAUGGGCCGCAUAUUCAAAGGCAAUUGAAGAGGUUCAAGAAAAAUUCAAUUAUGCAUCCAACUUAAAAGGAAAAGGCAAAGGCAAAGAAGAAAAACCUUUAAAUGAUCCUUCAUUUGGACAAGUGGCUUGGGGAGAACGUACAGUUAGCAACAGAAUGCUCUCAGACAUUGCAAUCAUCCGAUGCAACGACGACCUCAAGUGUCGCAACUAUCUGGGUGACGAUGUCAAUUUUACCCAAUAUGACCCAGCCCUACGCUUUGGAAACCUUCACGUCAAGUCUGUGCUUCAAGAACCGUUUGCCGCAGGAUUACAAGUUUUCAAGUACGGCUCCACCACCCACUACACAACAGGUACAUUGAAUGGUCCGCGCAUGGUGUACUGGUCUGAAGGGACACACAAAACAAAUGAGUUUGUGGUGCAUUCUCAAGGCCCGUUUGCAAGUGGCGGAGACUCAGGUGCUUGGAUUUUGACCAAGACACCAGUUCCUAUAAAUAACACAGCGACAGUGCCUGGGGCAGGGCCUCCGACACCUAGUCUUGCUGUUGUUGGAAUGCUGCAUUCGUAUGAUGGUGAACGACAAGAAUUGGGAUUAUACACACCAAUGCCUCGCAUUCUUAACCGACUACACGAAGUGACUAAAGUCAAAUGGGGAAUUGUGGGGAUCCCAACAAAGGAUGGAACCGAUUCAGCAUAUAGCGAUAGUAGCGAUGACGAUUUAAGCUUUAAUAACCGGGCUCGCGUGUGA
This is a messenger RNA of Magnusiomyces paraingens, 2520 nucleotides long. RefSeq lists its product as uncharacterized. Bases 1 to 2520 code for a protein of 839 amino acids. The record is from RefSeq and is a predicted model, not a curated record. NCBI's taxonomy places the organism in Eukaryota, Fungi, Ascomycota, Dipodascomycetes, Dipodascales, Dipodascaceae. The transcript has a single exon.